UCACCAUCUAGCCAUCGAUAAAGGGGAAAUGGCUCUAGCAAAUGUCGCCAAGCAGAAGGCUGAGGAAAUUGAGAUGGAGCUGCCCUCAACAUCUGGGACAGACGACUAUGAUUCUGAAGAUUCUUUGAGUGAAGAAGAUGUAACUGAUGGCUCCUAUUCAACCGGAGAAGAACGACCCGAUCACGACAGAAAGGGAGACCCUCGGAGGAGAGAUGAUGACACUCUCAGAGGAGCGGACUCUUUGACCCAUCCACCCAAACCCGAGACAAGCAGUUCAUCCGAUCAGGGUCAUGUUCCCAUGAAAUCAAGAAAGUCAAGGAAAGAUGUUGAUGCGUGGCAUAGAGCAGAGGAGAGAAUUGAUGAAGCUUACAGACACGGUGAUGCUGUGGAUGAGGGUUUGUUGAGUGGAGCUAGCGGGUUGGCUGCAAUACCGGGAGACAUCUACACCAAAGUACUUGCAGAUAAUCCCUUUGGAUGGGACAAACCAAAUGUGGCAGGACCAUCUGCUAGCCAUCCCAGAGGAGUUGGUGAUAAUGUAGAAGAAGGGGAAGAAGAAGAAAGAGAAGAAGGAGAGGAAACAACAACUCUGAAAGUGGUCCACUUUGGAAUGGUUUGACCAGGAAAAUAGAAUACUGAUGAUCUGGAUCCUAGCAGCUUUCUAACUGGAAGUGGGGACAUCCCUGUGUGAAUAAUGAAAGGGAGACAUGACUAGACUGUCUCGGUGAAGGUGGGGAUCUACAGCAUCUGUUUACGGAAUGGCAAAGAGGUAUUCCAAGAAUAAUCAGUGUGUUCCACUUAGGAUUGGUUCGAGCGUAAAAAAGAAGACUGGCGACCUCGGCCCUCAAGGAUAGAAGCACUUCGCUGACAUGAAAGAGGAGACACAAUAUUGGCAAAGGCCGGGAUCUGGCUUCUGAAGUAUUCUUUUGCAGGGUAGAGAAGCGAUACUCCUUGAAUAAUCAUGGAGAGCAGGGGAGCCGAUGAGGAUGUAGAAGAAAGGGAAGGAGAAAGUGAAGAAGUAGAGGAGAUGGCAAGUCUUAAGGUGGUCCACUUUGGAUAGGUCUUACCAGAGUGAAGAAGACCGACGACCAGGGCACAUGAGACGUACCCGUUUGAACAACAAAUUGAAGAAGUCUGUAUUGGUAUAGAUGGAGAAGCAGACAGACAGGAAGAAGUAUUAUUUGUUGUGCUUGGUUAGGUCCUUUAAAAGGAUUGCAAACCAGAUGAGGGAGAACGGUUUGAUGCAGGUGAGGUGGUGAUGAUAAUAGAUAAUGAGAUGUGAAGGCUGGAUAUUUCUGUGCUGUUACCCACAAUGCAAGCCUUAAAAAGCUUAUGUUCGAUCAUCUAUGGUACACUCUAAUACAGAUUCAUCUAAUCUAAUGUUUUCUUGAAAAUAUGUUGGAAUUAGGAAGGUUUUUCAUAGACUGAUAUUUAUUUGUCAUGUCUAUCAGAAAAUUUUCUGAUGAUGGGAAUAGAGAUUUUAUAAGAAAAUGAUAUACUCAGGAAAAAAUUGAUGUUAUUUAUUGUUCUUCAAGUUCAGUUGAAGUUUGCAUAAAUAUCCUAGACCUGUUAAAAAAAAUAAUAUUUAUUCAUACCACAAACAAAAAAGAGGAAAUACCCACAAAUCAAACAAGCAUUUCUUGGUUUUUUUAUGUUUUUUUUUUUCAGGGUUUCAUUUAUUGAAUAACUUCUGUGUAAAAAUAUAUUUGAUUUAUCUGGGGGCAUUUCUUUAUACCAGAAUACGAGUGAAUUUUAGAACAUUUAUUUUAAUCAAUAUCAAUUUGUUGCUAUUCAACCAUUGAAUUAAAAUGACCUCUUGUGUUCAAACAGUGAUUGGCAACAACUACUAGUAGCAAAAUCUUUAGGGUUGACUUUAUUUUUUAUUUAUUUUUCUUCAGGAUGGAUUUCAUUAGCAGUUCCAAAUUUAGGAGGGUUAAAUAUUGAAGUUUCCCUAAUAUCAUGUCCGUAAACCUGUGUGAAACACCAGUAGUGGAGUCUGGGUCAAGCAAUGAAUGGUGAACAAAUGCAACAAUUACCAGAAAAAAUAUUUGGCAAAAUAAAUUCAGAAAAGUGAUAAUAAUUUUGCAUUUAAUGUGUGCUGACUCAUGUAAUUUUUUCAAAAUCUUUUUCAUUUUAAAGGUGACAGUACUGGUACUUAGUAGGAACUUUGUAAUGUAUGUAUGAAUUGUAAUAGAAAAUCAGUGAUGGAUCCAACAUUCAAAUUACACAAGUUGAAAAUACAUAAUCUGUAUAGACAAGGAAUUUUUAAAGCAUAAAGUAAAACAGGAUAAAUCAUCAUUUCAGUGCAUAAUCACCCCCUUGUUGCCAAGGGGUAGCCCCCAAUUUUUUU
Molecule: messenger RNA, 2347 nt
Organism: Lytechinus pictus (painted urchin)
Lineage: Eukaryota; Metazoa; Echinodermata; Echinoidea; Temnopleuroida; Toxopneustidae
Exons: 5
Coding region: 29-616 (195 amino acids)
Source: RefSeq, a predicted model, not a curated record